AUGACAAUAUAUCCGCAAACUAUCGCCGAAGAUAUAGUGAUCAGUGGAAUGAGCGGUCGGUUCCCGGAAUCCAAUUCCACCGAUGAGUUCGCAAAGAAUCUGUACGACGGCGUCGAUAUGAUCACCGAUGAUGACCGUCGCUGGCCUUCAGAAAUGUAUGGAAUGGACCAAAGAAUGGGUAAAUUAAAGGACAUCGAGAAGUUUGACGGAAACUUCUUCGGAGUGAUUAACGCCGUCGGAGAUACGAUUGAUCCGCAUUUGAGACUUUUGAUGGAGACUACAUACGAGGCCAUUGUGGACGCCGGCAUUAAUCCGCAAUCGCUGCGCGGCUCCAACACCGGUGUAUACAUCGGGUACUCGACGUUCGGUAUGCCCGAGGGUUUGCCCGAAGAGGUGGCGCCCGACUCGCAGAGCAAAAUGACGGAAACCCUGCUGUGGGUUCAGGGACAGGCCAAGUGUCUCUACUCAAACCGACUCUCCUUUGUCUAUGACCUGAGAGGCCCGUCGAUGAUCAUCGACACCGCCUGCUCUUCCAGUUUAGUCGCUUUCAAUACAGCGAUGAAUGACUUGAGAUUAGGGAAGUGCGAGUCGGCAAUAGUGGGCGGAACUAAUGUCAAUCUUCAGGCGUUCACAAACCAUAUCUUCCAAUCGACUCGUCUGAACGCUUCGGAUGGCGUCCCCAAAGUGUGGGACCAAACGGCCGACGGCUUUAGGAGAGACUGUCGCCUGUUUUCUCCUCCUGAAUCCAAUUCCACCGAUGAGUUCGCAAAGAAUCUGUACGACGGCGUCGAUAUGAUCACCGAUGAUGACCGUCGCUGGCCUUCAGAAAUGUAUGGAAUGGACCAAAGAAUGGGCAAAUUAAAGGACAUCGAGAAGUUUGACGGCAACUUCUUCGGCGUGAUUAACGCCGUGGGAGAUACGAUUGAUCCGCAUUUGAGACUUUUGAUGGAGACUACAUACGAGGCCAUUGUGGACGCGGGCAUUAAUCCGCAAUCCCUGCGCGGCUCCAACACCGGUGUAUACAUCGGGUACUCGACGUUCGGUAUGCCCGAGGGUUUGCCCGAAGAGGUGGCGCCCGACUCGCAGAGCAAAAUGACGGAAACCCUGCUCUGGGUUCAGGGACAGGCCAAGUGUCUCUACUCCAACCGACUCUCCUUUGUCUAUGACCUGAGAGGCCCGUCGAUGAUCAUCGACACCGCCUGCUCUUCCAGUUUAGUCGCUUUCAAUACAGCGAUGAAUGACUUGAGAUUAGGGAAGUGUGAGUCGGCAAUAGUGGGCGGAACUAAUGUCAACCUUCAGGCGUUCACAAACCAUAUCUUCCAAUCGACUCGUCUGAACGCUUCGGAUGGCGUCCCCAAAGUGUGGGACCAAACGGCCGACGGCUUUGUCAGAGGAGAGACUGUCGCCUGUUUUCUCCUCCAGAGGCGGUCCGCCGCCCGUCGGGUCUUCGCCACUGUUUUGAACUCAGGAGUGAAUAUCGAUGGCAACAAACGGAUGGGAAUGUUCUUCCCGUCGGCCGAACGACAGGAGGAGCUGAUGGUUAAGGUGUACGAAGAGGCGGGAGUGGAUCCGCUCGAUGUCAACUACUUUGAAGCUCACGCCACGGGAACUAAGGUCGGCGACCCUCAGGAGGCGAAAGCCAUUUACAACGCCUACUGUUUUGGACCCAAAAGGCGGGGAACUCUACCAAUAGGUCUACUGAAGAGUAAUAUCGGUCACGCGGAGGGCGCCUCUGGUGUCUCGUCGAUGACUAAAGUGUUGAUUUCAUACGAGAAUGAAUGCAUUCCUCGAAAUCUACACCUGAAGAACAUUAAGUCUACGAUCGCAGACAUGUGUCCGCCAUUGGUUCCCAUCACUGAGAACUUGAAAUAUACUCCGGGCAUCGCUGGUGUGAACAACUUCGGUGUCGGGGGAGUGAAUGCACACGUAUUGCUCGAACCCAACUAUAAGGUGUCCGAUGCGGACAGUCUUCAGAUCGCGGACACAAUCCCGAGAAUUGUGAACAUCUGCUGCCGAACCGAAGAGGCGUUGAACCAAAUGUUUGAUUUCAUUCAAAACAAUCCACAAAAGAUUACUCGAGAUUUUUUGGCCCUUUUGGCCGAUACUAUGAAAACUCAAACUUCUAUAAAGACUGUCGGCUUUCCCUAUAGAGGCUCAAUUUUCAUUAAACAAGUGAUUGAAGGGAAGAAUCAAAUUAAAUACGAAUACAAAAGGCAGUCAUCAGUUUUGAAGGCCAGAAAUGUGAGACCUGUUUGGUUUAUAUUCCCCGGUUUGGGCGGACAAUGGGUUGGAAUGGCUAAGGCUUUGAUGCCAAUCAAGAUAUUCGCCGAUAAGAUCGAUGAAUGCCAUGAAAUACUCAAACCCUUUGGUAUCGAUUUGAAGCACUUGUUAUUAUCCGAUGAUAAGAAGUCCAUGUCUUCAAUGACUAACAAGUUUUGUGCCACAACUGCUCUCGAGAUCGCAUUGUUUGAUGUGAUGAAAGCGCUGAAUAUUACUCCCGACGGCAUUAUUGGCCACUCUUUUGGCGAAAUAGCGGCCGCUUAUGCGGACGGAGGGCUCACCACAAAAGAGGCGCUUCUCGUCACUUACAUCAGAGGAUAC
This is a messenger RNA of Medioppia subpectinata, 2601 nucleotides long. The record is from the annotation of a GenBank genome assembly. Lineage: Eukaryota; Metazoa; Arthropoda; Arachnida; Sarcoptiformes; Oppiidae.